GGCGCGAGUAGGAGGAGGAGCUGUGGUGGUGCUGCCGGUCCCCGGGGAGAGGAGGCGCGGGCGGCUCCGGGACCAGGGAGCCUGGUGACGCGGCGCGCCCAGGCCCGGGUCGGGUUGCCUAGGCGCUGCCGCGGCGGCAGAUGCUGCUGCAGCUGCUGCUGGGUCGGGGACUUCGAGUCAUGGCCUCGGCCUCGGCUUCCUCCUCUAGGAAGGAGGCGGAGGAGAGGCACCGGCCAGACAGUGUGAGCGUGCUCACCUUCGUCCUGCUGCUCACGCUCACCAUCCUCACCAUAUGGCUCUUCAAGCACUGCGGGGUGCACUUACUGCAUGAGACCGGGCUGGCCAUGAUGUGUGGGCUCAUCGUUGGGGUGAUCCUGAACUAUGGUACCCCUUCCACCAGUGGCCGCAAAUCACUCAACUGCACUCAGGAAGAUCGGGCCUUUAGCACUUUAGUAGUGAAUGUCAGAGGUAAGUUCUUCGAAUACACUCUGAAAGGAGAGAUCAGCCCUGGCAAGAUUAACAGCCUAGAGCAGAAUGACAUGCUAUGGAAGGUAACAUUCGACCCAGAGGUAUUUUUCAACAUUCUUCUGCCUCCAGUUAUUUUCCACGCUGGAUACAGCUUAAAGAUACACUUUUUUAGAAAUCUCGGGUCCAUCUUCUUGGGGUCUGUUGUUUCAUGCUCCCUUAUUGGAAAUCUCAUGUAUGGUAUGGUGAAGCUCAUGAAGAUUAUGGGACAGCUCUCAGAUAAAUUUUACUACGCACAUUGUCUCUUUUGAGGAGUAAUCAUCUCUGCCACUGACCCAGUGACUGUGCUGGCGAUAUUUAAUGAAUUGCAUGCAGACAUGGAUCUUUAUGUACUUCUGUUUGGAGAGAGCAUCCUAAAUGACGUUGUUGCCCUUGUACUUUCCUCAUCUAUUGUUGCCUACCAGUCAGCAGGACUGAACUCAACUCACGCCUUUGAUGCUGCUGCCUUUUUAAAGUCAGUUGGCAUUUUUCUAGGCAUAUUUAGUGGCUGUUUUACCAUGGGAGCUGUGACUGGUGUUGUGACUGCUUUAGUGACCAAGUUUACCAAACUGGACUGCUUCCCCCUGCUGGAGAGGGCGCUCUUCUUCCUCAUGUCCUGGAGCACAUUUCUCUUGGCAGAAGCCUGCGGAUUUACAGGCGUUGUAGCUGUCCUUUUCUGUGGAAUCACACAAGCUCAUUACACCUACAACAAUCUGUCGGUGGAAUCAAGAAGUCAAACCAAGCAGCUCUUUGAGGUGUUACAUGUCCUGGCAGAAAACUUCAUCUUCUUCUGCAUGGUCCUGAUGCUAUUUACCUUCCAGAAGCGCGUUUUCAGCCCCAUUUUCAUCAUUGGAGGUUUCGUUGCCGUCUUCCUGGGCAGAGCUGCCCAUAUUGACCCACUCUCCCUCUUCCUCAACUUGGGCAGAAGGCAUAAGAUUGGCUGGAAUUUCCAACACAUGAUGUUUUCAGUCCUCAGGGGAGCAAUGGCGUUUGCGUUGGCCAUCCGUGACAUGGCAUCCUAUGCUCGCCACAUGAUGUUCACCACCAUGCCUUUCAUCAUGUUCUUCACCAUCUGGAUCAUUGGAGGAGGCACGACACCCAUGUUGUCAUGGCUUAAUAUCAGAGUUGGCCUCGAGGAGCCUUCCAAAGAGGACCACAAUGAACACCACUGGCAGUACUUCAGAGUUGGUGUUGACCCUGAUCAAGAUCCAUCAGCCAACAACGACAACUUUCAAGUCUUACAAGGGGACAGCCCAGAUUCUGCCAGAGGAAACCGGACAAAACAGGAGAGUACGUGGAUAUUCAGGCUGUGGUACAGCUUUGAUCGUAAUUACCUGAAGCCCAUCCUCACACACAGUGGCUCCCUGCUAGCCGCCACUCUCCUGCCUGGUGUAGACACAGCGGCUCUCCGCUAACCUCCACUCUCCUGCCUGGUGUAGACAUAGCGGCUCCCCGCUAACCGCCACUCUCCCUCCUGGUGUAGACACAGCGGCUCUCUGCUAACCGCCACUCUCCCACCUGGUGUAGAGACAGUGGCUCUCCUAACCGCCACUCUCCUGCCUGGUGUAGCUUGCUAGCUCGAUGUCUGACCAGUCAUGGAGGUGUACGAUAACCAAAAGCCGCUGAGAGAGGGAAACUCUGAUUUUAUUCUGACUGAAGGCGACCUCACAUUGA
Molecule: messenger RNA, 2178 nt
Organism: Chlorocebus sabaeus (green monkey)
Lineage: Eukaryota; Metazoa; Chordata; Mammalia; Primates; Cercopithecidae
Source: RefSeq, a predicted model, not a curated record